AUGACGAGGGAUUCCAAGCUGAUAGAGUACAAGGAUCUGAUAACAAAUCUGAUAAAGGGGUUUGAAGAGAUUACUUUUACUUAUCUCCCACGAGAAGAAAAUCAUAUGGUAGAUGCUUUAGCCACGUUGGCUUCAAUGCUCAAAGUAAAUGAUCAAGCUCGAAUGAUGCCCAUCCGAAUGAUUAUGACUCAUUGUUGUAAUAUCGAGGAAGAGGAGAAUGAUGAUCUCUCAUGGUAUUACAACAUUCUUCAGUAUGUAAAGUAUCAAACUUACUCUACAGAAACUAUUGAAAAUGACAAGCAAACUCUGAGAAGAUUGGAUAUAGGGUAUGUUCUCGAUAGGGAUAUCCUACACAAAAAAGGAAGAGAUCAAGUACUUUUGAGAUAUGUGGACAAAAUCGAGACUAAGAAAACACUGGAGGAGGUUCAUUAUGGGAUUUAUGGAACGUACGCAAAUGACUUCACAAUAGCCUAA
This is a messenger RNA of Hibiscus syriacus, 474 nucleotides long. RefSeq lists its product as uncharacterized. Gene Ontology annotation, molecular function: nucleic acid binding; RNA-DNA hybrid ribonuclease activity. The coding region runs from base 1 to 474 and encodes 157 amino acids. The record is from RefSeq and is a predicted model, not a curated record. NCBI's taxonomy places the organism in Eukaryota, Viridiplantae, Streptophyta, Magnoliopsida, Malvales, Malvaceae. The transcript has a single exon.